UAUGCCCUGAGGCAAACCGCGGGCGUGUGUGUGUGUGUUUGUGUCUGUUGCUUCUCAUCAGUGUGUCCUUGACUCUGUAGUCAAGCCGCAGGUUAGCUAGAGAGCUACCACUGGAUUUGACAGCUAGGAGUCCAAAGAGGAGAGCGCCAUAUCAUUUCUAUCCCCCCCAAAAUCCACCCUCAUCGCAGAGUAAACGCACCUCGAGAUGGCUUUCUUGAUCAAGAGCAUGAUUGGGAACCCCCUGUCAGGAAUGGGUCUCGGUGGCGGAGGUGACAAAGAAGAGGAGUCCACCCCGUCAGAUCCGGCCAAAGCUGCAGGGAUGACGCGCGAAGAGUAUGAAGAGUACCAAAAACAGUUGGUGGAGGAAAAGAUGGAGAGAGACGCAGAUUUCUUGCACAAGAAGGCCGAAAGAGCAACGCUCAGGGUGUGUCUGCGAGAUAAAUACAGACUGCCAAAGAGCGAGCAGGACGAGAACAUGAUCGAGAUGGCGGGGGACGACGUGGACGUCCCAGAGGAGCUCUUGAAGAUGGUGGACGAGGACGCCACGGAGGAGGAGGGCAAGGACUCCUUCAUGGGCCAGAUGCAAAACUUGCAGAACAUGGACAUGGACCAGCUGAAGGAGAAGGCCUCGGCCACCGUCACCGAGCUGAAGAGCAAAGCAGAGGAGAAGUGCUCCGUCAUGUGAAAAUAUCCAUAAAAAUACAUUUAUAAUAUGUCAUAAUUCCACCAGUUUCUGGAAAUAUGUACAGACGAACGGCGUAAAAAAUGUCUGUAAAGAGCUUACUUAGUAACAACUUUUCUUUUAAGCACUUUGUCCUUAUAUGGAAUAAAAAAAUUGUCAAAUAAUAAAAAAGAAAUGUAGUUAUUUACAUUCUAAAUGUUAAAGUUUAACCCCAUUUUGUGUGAGAAAACAUUCACUCUUUUCUUUUAUCAGACUUUUAUCACUAAAGUUUGUAUUUUAUUCAAAUUAUUUUAAAAAUUUGACCAAGAAAUCCUGAUUAAAAAGUCAAUCCUAUCUAAGUAUUUUUAAUGUACCUUUUGUUUUAUCUGUUAAUCUAGAUGUUUGUUUCUUUUUUUAUCUGUAUGUGGUGUUUGGAUCAUGAUAUUUAGUUUCUCUGAUGUGAUGUUGACAAAAGCUGGUGAUCAUUUCAAGAUCUUCACUGCAUCUUUAGAACCUUUGCUGAGAUGUUUGCAAUUUUGCACAAAUUCUAUAGUUCAAUGCAGAACACAAUGACUCAAAUGUACAGAACCAUUUGUGAAAUGCUUGAAGGAACAAAACACUGAUUUAAAAAAACAGCUCUACUGUUUAAAUAAAGAUGUAUAUUUACUAAAAGGAGUGUUUGUGCAGCUUGAUAAAGUUUAUAAAGUCUGCAAAUAUUUCACAUUAGGCAGGAGGUAUAACAGAUUGAACAUUACUACAUAACUAUCAGACAUUUGAUAUGUGACCAUCAUCUAACUGCAUGUCCCACAUUUGUGCCCAAAAGUUAAUCAAUUUAAACAAAAAUAAUCAAUUUAAGCAUAAAAAUAAAAUAAAAAAAAAUGUAAAAACAAAACUAUAUUUAAUUCAGACAAAUGUCAAGCUCAACUGAGUUUAGAUCUGGAGAAAAGAGGAGGGUUUUAAGUGAAGAUUUAAGUGAAAACACUAAAGACUUAUGAAAGUUCUGAUGUGGAAAUAAAGAUAAAUAUCAAAGUUUGGAGCAGAUACUGAUAGAAACAAGCAUGUCUACUAGUUUAACCAAGUCUUUAUCUUAGUGCCCCCAUAGCAUCUGCCAGUAUAUA
This is a messenger RNA of Oryzias melastigma (Indian medaka), 1779 nucleotides long. It is a transcript of the gene cplx4a, whose product is annotated as complexin 4a. Bases 206 to 685 code for a protein of 159 amino acids. Gene Ontology annotation, molecular function: syntaxin binding. Lineage: Eukaryota; Metazoa; Chordata; Actinopteri; Beloniformes; Adrianichthyidae. Gene Ontology annotation, cellular component: SNARE complex; terminal bouton. Gene Ontology annotation, biological process: neurotransmitter transport; regulation of neurotransmitter secretion; synaptic vesicle exocytosis. The record is from RefSeq and is a predicted model, not a curated record. The transcript has 3 exons.